Owenia fusiformis is the source of this 8365-nucleotide messenger RNA. The record is from the annotation of a GenBank genome assembly. NCBI's taxonomy places the organism in Eukaryota, Metazoa, Annelida, Polychaeta, Sabellida, Oweniidae.
CAUCAACAGUACACUUCAACUCAAGGAGAAGGGAUCAACUUUACAGAUUUGUUUCUUUGAAUUUAUUAUUUCUGAACGUUUAUUAAAGAAGCAGACGGAGCUAUAUCCAUAUAAAAGAAUAAAUUUAUAGAAGGAUAUUAAAAUGAAACGUGCUAAAUCAUAGUUGUAGCGUUAGAAAAUGACGAAAGUGAGAUGGAAUUCGAACAUAAGGUCACUGGAUACAAUUUUAGAGUCACCCCCUGUUAGGGAUUAUGAUCCCCCACCGGCUGAUUAUGACGUGGUGCCGUCACCGAGACAAUUGUAUAACCAUUGGUACAAUGGGGUCCAGGUACAAAGAAAUGAUAAAGCGUUGAUUUUCGAACUAAAGCGAACGCUGAGCGACUGGAAAAUGGGGGUCGGUUCUGAUGUCGCAGAGACCGAGGGAUCGGACUCGCUUGUAGACUCAGGGGUGGAGUCAGGACAGAAUGACGACGAUCUCUCUAUGUUGACGUAUUUCGAUGAGUCAGUUCUACUGAAACACCUUAGUAGCAGAUAUCUAGAUGGAAAAAUAUAUACGUACAUUGGAGAUGUUCUUGUCGCGAUCAACCCCUUUGCAUUCUUGGACAUAUAUGAAGUUGAGCAACAAGAAUUAUACAGAGACGUUAAGGUUCGUCGUGAAAUAGAUCCGCAUGUAUUCUGGGUCGCGGACAACACCUUCCAGAACAUGCGCGAUACGGGCCAAGACCAAUGUCUUCUAAUCUCGGGCGAGUCAGGAGCCGGGAAGACCGAAACUGCCAAGUUUGUAGUGCAACAUAUCACCUACGUCUGCAACAUGGCGAGCAACGACAUGGAGAAUAAAAUAAACGAGCACACCCCUCCCAUAGAUUAUAUUACCGCAGAGAGCUACGUUGCAGCUAUGGAACGUAUGAUUAACAAAAUAAACCCACUUCUAGAAGCGUUUGGAAAUGCCCAGACUGCAAUGAACGAUAAUAGUAGUCGAUUUGGAAAGUACCUAGAGCUAAGUUUCACAAAAGAAGGCCAGUUAGAAGGAGCGAAUAUAAGACACUAUAUCUUGGAAAAGGCAAGAGUUAUUUACCCAGGACCGAGGAUGGAAGAGAGAAAUUUCCAUAUAUUCUAUUAUUUAUUUGCUGGCCUUGGGAAGGAUCAACUGAGGCGAUACUAUCUCGACUCUCCAGAAAAUCACAGAAUUAUGAAACUUCACGACCAACAGCCUGUGUUUAGAAAUGAGGAUGACAUAUACUUCCAUCGUGCAAUGUACGAGAAACAAGUGCAGAUAAUGGAAACGGUUGGAUUCACACAUUUGCAAAUCGACAAAGUUUCCAAGAUGUUGGCGGCCAUCUUGCACGUGACAAAUAUUCCAUUUGAUAUUGAUGACUACACUGAUGAAAUUCAUAUCAAUGAUAACUACUCAUUUAAUGCAGGUCAACGGUUUGUGAUCAGAAAGAGCUAUGACCAAGCUAGGGAUGGGAGAGAUGCGCUGGCAAAAUCCAUAUACCUGAGGGUAUUCAGUUGGGUUGUACAUGAAAUCAACAUUAGAUUACAGCCUGCAAAAUCCAAAAGGUCUAAAGGUCCAACGAUUGGAAUAUUCGACAUGGCAGGCUUUGAGAUAUUUGAGGAGAAUAGCUAUGAACAACUUUGUAUCAAUGUUGCCAAUGAACAAAUGCAAAACUUCUUCAAUGAACAUGUGUUCAUCAACGAGCAGAAUGAGUACAAACAGGAAAGAAUUGACUGGACACAUAUAGACUUUGAAAACAACAAGCCCCUCCUUGAUCUUUUUCUCGAGUAUCCUAUGGGCAUUUAUUACCUGCUGGAUGAAGAGUCGAAGUUUCCGGCUGCUACCGACGCUAGCUUUGUUGAGAAGAUCAUCGUGUCGCAACAACAGAGUAGACACCUCUCAAGGUCAUUCACCACCAUGUACACAUUCUCGAUCCUUCACUAUGCUGGCAGAGUGGAGUAUUCCUCAAGGGGCUUCUUAGAGAAAAAUAGAGACAAGGUCAGCUACUCUCUUGUUGAUUGUUUGGCCCUCAGUAAAGACGAUUUUGUGCAUCAUCUUUUCUCCGCACAACUAUCAAAAACCGGAGCAAUAUUCUGGCCGAGUAAGGAUGAAAAACAUAAAUAUCACAGAGAUGCGCGUGACCCAGGAGCUGAUAACGCAGUAGCCACAUUGUCAUCACAGUUCAGGAAUUCUAUGACUGAGCUGAUGAGGAAACUAAAACAUUCUACACCACAUUUCAUUAAGUGCAUCCGUCCAAACGAGGCAAGAUCAGCCGGGGUUUUCAGGGAAGAUUUGGUGAUGAAACAGAUGAAAUACUUUGGACUGGUUGAGAUCGCUAGAAUACGACAUGCGGGAUACCCGAUACGACUUACCUUCUCACAGUUCUUAGAGAAGUACAGAACAAUUUGUUUCGAUCAAUAUGCCCGAGUGGAAAAAAAUAAAAUUAAUUGUGAGAUGAUAUUGCAGAAAGUUGGAUUACAAGGAUACGAAGUAGGAAUAUCAAAAGUGUUCCUGAAAAGCUGGCAUGUGGAGAAAUUAGAUGUUGUCUUGGAUGAUAUUACUCGAGAAUUAUUUAGAGUCCAACUUGCAAAGAGAGCACAAAAGGCAAAUGAAAAACUGAAAUCGUCUGAACCAGUCUCUAAUCAUACAUCAGGGUCAACGAGCCCAAGGAAAUCGGAAAGGGGUGUCACCAUGGAUGUACCAAAACAACUUGUUUUAGAGUCUGACACAGGAUCGCAGAAGGUACUGACAUCAGGAAUGAAAAGGGGAUCAAUAUUUCAACACCCAUUCCUAACACCAGCCCCUAGUCCGAGAGGAACCCGACGCUCUAAACAAAGAAGAGCGGGAAUCGCAAGCACAGACGCAGACAGUGACUCAAAUGUUAUAGAGACACCAAGGCGCCCAGCAUCCGAUUCAUUUGCUUUGUCCCAAACAGAGAAAAUGAGAAAACCCAACGAUACUGGAAUGCAUAAUGUUAAAUCUGCCCCUGAUUUUCAAGACCCAGUAUAUGAAGAACUAGAUGAACACGCAUUUUCUGCAAAAACUGCAGCGCAUGUAUCAACUAAUCCAAAUGACUCUGGAAAUCAUUUAGUGAUACCUAGUAGGCAAACUUCCCAAUUAAAUGGAAGUAGGCCAGACUCUCAGAUGAGUACAGACUCAGUGUUUCUCCAAGAGAAAACGGUUGCAACCCCAGAUGUGAUACGGGAAGAACCCGGUGGAAUAGUAAUACCGCAUAAAAACGUUCAAAACUCCCCAAUAGAACCUCAAGUGCAAAUUAAAAACAAUCAAACUCUUGACGCUGCUCUAGCACAACAAUAUGCGGUUGUAAAUAAUGCUAUGGCAGCUGAACAGACAGCUGAUCAACAAAAUGAUGAUUCACAACUUCCGGAAUAUACUCCUCUCAAACGUGUUAAAUCGAAUCAAAAAAUAACAUCACCUGGAAAGAAUACCGAUGAUUUCAAAACUGCUAGAGACCAACGGAAAAGUGUGGUUGGGUUUUCAGGGCAAACUAAGGUGAUUCCUAUGGAAGAGAAAUCUACUGGGAAAACAGAGGAGGAACUGUAUGGGGAUAUAAACGACGAGGAAGAAUUGGAUGACGCAUACAUGGCAUGGGAUGUAUUCAGAAUGCAAAGCAGAGACAAUGAGCAUGCAUCAGCAAAUAAAUGUAUAAGAACACUAACAUACAUCGCCAAGUUUUUCUCGUAUGUCCUAGUUUCUUUAUUAGUCCUCGCAACGGCAAUUGCAAGCAAAGGAUCGUUUCUACUUAUACUGAAUUCCAUCGUGCAUGAGCAGAAGAAACUAGAAACAGCCGAAGGGUGUGUAUUUAUGGAGACUGUCUAUUGCAUUGGAAUAGCCCUCUUCACCCUUAGAGUCCUCCCGUGUCUUGAUAUAAUACGAGCCUUGCUUGUAAUGACUACAGUAUUCUCAAUACCUUCUUUCAUAACUAUCAUAUUCGCUGAACGUGACGAGAACCCCAAGAAAAGGAUAAUAUCAUACACAUUGGAUAUACUCGCCUUUGUGAUGCAAUUAACAAUAUUUGGAGUUAUGAUGACAUUUUACAAAUCAUGCGACAAAGACCCUUCUCAGGAUGAUGAGAUAACUAAAGGUUGGAUUCGCACAAUGGAAGGCGAUGGCAUCAUGUGGGAACUUCCAGUGUCCGUUUUCAUGAUCUCCAUAGGAUGGUGGGAAAAUUUUGCUGACAGGGACAUCUUCAUAGGAAGUUUUGAACUACCUCUUAGAUACUACAGAGAAAUCUUACAAUACACCCGCUUGAAGACAUAUAUGUUUGUUGCCCUAUGGAAAUGUGUGGUUGUGUUUGGGAUGGCAUUUUUACUCUACCCUGAUCUUCAACAGAGUGUUACAGAUAGAUUAACACCUACAAAUCCUCCAAAACUCAAUACAACAAUAUCACCUGUUAACUUCACUGACUUUACAACGCCAGGUUAUAAUUUGACAACAUAUGGCCACAAUGUCACAAAUGUCAUGUUAAUGAUCGAAGAUGAUACAGUUACACCUACCGAAAAUGGAACAAUGGAUAAUGUGACAACUAUGUUGCCAACUACUUCUACCAUUAGACUACCCACUCCUCCACCUUUACCCUGCAACCACGAUGGAGAUUACUUCAAUUGUAUGUGGGCCUUUAUUCCCAUGGUCAUCCAAGCAACGACAUCUUUUGGCUGUUUCUUCUUUAGCAAAAUAGCAGUUAAGCUUUUGCAACAGAGAAUAUGUUUCUCGAUUCCAUUAACUAUUUGUACACCAGUCAUGAUCCUCAUAACUUUGAUCCUGAAAGGCAUUAACGAGGACCUCUUCAAAAUAAAUGAAUUUACAUACUGGGCCUUGCCAUCUGAUACCUGGACCCCAAUGUUCAUUUUUCACCUGGCAUUUGGAUUGACCGUUUGGUGGACGUCACAGAUGUGGCUGGCUAGGCACAUAUGGUACCCAAACAACGAUAGGCUUGCAACAGCAGACAGAAUAUUUGUGAUGCCGAAUUAUGAUGCGGCCAUUAUCGAGCAAUCGAUGCUGUUCAAUCGGAGAAGAAAUGAUAAAGACUUAUAUGAGGAUGCGGAGGACGAAGAAGGCGAAGGAGAAAGUUCUAGUGGCGACACUUCACAGCGUAAGAAGGCAGACCUAGAGGACGUCACCACAAUGAUCUAUUGCUGUGCAACCAUGUGGCAUGAAAACGAGAAUGAGAUGGUGCAGAUGUUGAAGUCUGUCAUGAGAAUGGACACGGACCAGAGUGCAAGGAGACUAGCGCAGGAUGCUUUUGGGAUCAAAGAUCCAGAUUACUAUGAAUUCGAAACUCAUAUAUUCUUUGACGACUGCAUGGAACAAACUGAAGAUGAUAAGUUUAUUCCAAACCAAUUUGUGAAGCAACUGUGUGAACUCAUAGUAAGAGCAGCCUGCUCUGUUCACGAAAUGUCAGUAAGAAUAGCUGACCCCACCAAAGUUCCAACUCCUUAUGGUGGAAAACUCAUUUGGACAUUACCGGGUGGGAAUGUGGUCGUUGCACAUCUAAAGGACAAAAAUAGGAUCCGACACAGAAAGAGAUGGUCACAGUGCAUGUAUAUGUACUACCUUUUGGGCUAUAAACUUAUGGGCAUGAAAGAAGAUGGCGCCUCUGACAGCUCAAGUAUUGCAACUUCGAAAUGGAACAAGAAGUUUAACAAAUACACUCAUCACGUCAAGAGUGACAUCUUCAAGAAUGUCAAUGAAAGAGUGGUGCUUGAGGCUGAGAACACAUAUCUCCUUGCCCUUGAUGGUGACGUUGACUUCAAACCAGAAGCCGUGCAAUUACUGAUUGAUAGAAUGAAAAAGAAUCCAAAGGUUGGAGCUGCAUGUGGAAGGAUUCAUCCAAUCGGGGGAGGACCAAUGGUGUGGUACCAGACAUUUGAGUAUGCCAUUGGUCAUUGGCUGCAGAAGGCGGCUGAACAUGUGUUUGGUUGUGUCCUGUGUAGUCCCGGUUGCUUUAGUAUGUUCAGGGGCUCCGCUCUUAUGGAUGACAAUGUUAUGCGAACAUAUACCACCAAACCGACAGAAGCAAGACACUAUGUCCAGUAUGAUCAAGGUGAGGACCGAUGGUUGUGUACAUUGAUUUUACAACAAGGCUGGAGAGUGGAGUACUGCGCUGCAUCAGAUGCGUUGACAUAUGCUCCCGAGGAUUUCAAAGAAUUCUUCAACCAGAGGAGGCGUUGGAUGCCCUCCACCAUGGCCAAUAUUAUGGACUUGCUUCAGAGCUGGGGCCACAGUGUAUCACAUAACGACAACCUUUCCCACCCGUAUAUGGUCUACCAGCUUCUAUUGAUGAUCUCUACGAUUCUCGGCCCUGCCACUAUCAUUCUGAUGAUCGCUGGUUCUAUCAAUGCAGUCUUCAAAGCAAGUCUUGUGAUUGCAUAUUGUGCUGCAGUGAUUCCAGUUGCCAUAUUUGUGAUAACCUGUUAUGUAGCUAAACCAAACAGACAACUGGACUUGGCCUCGUUGAUGUCAGCUAUGUACGCUGUAGUUAUGAUGGCUGUUUUUGUUGGAAUACUCAUCCAAAUCACACAAGAUUCAAUAUUCAGUCCAAAUGCCAUUUUCCUAGUAAUGAUGGCAUUUAUAUUCAUAACAGCUGGUAUACUACACCCCCAGGAAAUAUUAUGCCUGCCUCCGGGGCUACUAUUCUUUAUAACAAUUCCAUCUGGGUAUUUGCUGCUGGUAAUCUACUCCUUUUGUAAUCUGAACAUAGUGUCCUGGGGAACUAGAGAAGUGGCUAAAAAGAAAAGCGAAAAGGAACGUGAGGUAAUGCAAAAACAACAGGAAAAGAUAGAACAAGCGAAAAAAGUUGGCUUAGUUGGUGGAAUGAUGGGAAUGAUAGCACUCCCGACUGAUGAUAGUGCGUGCUGUGGGAUAAGACAAUGCUGUAAAUGCUGUGAUGACUCAUCAAAAGUCAACCAACAGCACCUUAUGACACAGAUCCUGGUAACACUGGAACGGAUUGACGCUAGUAAGUCGACGAAUCCUGCAACCCAAGCCCCUUCUACACCCAUAAGCCCAAUAGUGUCAACUCCAACGCCAGUUCAGGCUCAACCUCAAGCUAUUGCAGCAGCGCCGGAGGUCCAGCCACCAAAACCUGCCCAAGAAGUUGAGGACAUAGCCCUCGUUGAAAACCCUCUUGACCCUCACUGGAUUAAAGACCCCGAGAUCGGAAAUGGACCAAUUGAGUAUCUUGACAAAAAGGAGUGGGUAUUCUGGAUCAAAAUGGUAAAUAAAUACCUGAAACCACUGAUAGAAGACCGGGAUCAAAAGGCAAAGAUUUCUGAUGAUCUGAAGUCAUUGAGGAACGCUGUGACAUUCGGCUUCUUCAUGUGCAACAUAUUGUGGAUGGUUGUGAUGUUUAUGGUUCAAACAGUGGCUGGUGAACUUAAAGACUCGAUAUUUAUUCCAAUCCCAAGACCACCUCCGCUUACCCCACUGAAAUUGGAGCCACUUGGAUUCGUUUUCCUGGCAUUUUUUGCUACAUUAUUGGUCCUACAGUUCAUUGCAAUGUUGGUACAUAGAUAUGGGACAGUACUCCAUAUUUUAGCAUCUGUUGACCUUGAUAUGUGCAAACGUCGACCUCUAUCACAGAAUGAAGAAGGCCAGGAUGAGGCUGUAAGUCCUGAAAGGGUGGUCAACUUUGUAAAAACAUUACAAAGGUUACGUAUUGAUGAUGUGGAAGGAGAACGAUUUAAUGAAGGAGGGAGUGUAAAAAGCUUGUCAGAAGUUAUAUCAGGGAGACCUAGGCCAAUUGGUGAAUCAUCUGAAACUGAAAAUGAUGGCAAUGGAGUUGAACAUGAAACGAGGGCCAGGGCUCCCAUCGACAGACGAAAAUCUCGCAUCGAAGGCUCCCAUUUACACCAGCAAUUUGUCCAACGAUUUGGGACAUAUCGACGCAAGUUACAUCAAGAAGGUGGAAACAUGAAUAUGAAUCAAUUCAUAAGUACAACUUUACGACGAGCAGCAGAACCUCCAAGAUCACAGCCUCGAUUCCGGAAGCAUUCAAGAGCUGUUUUCGGAACUAAUGCUAGGAUGCAUACGAGUAACAGAUUGCGAGAAGCAGGAACUCGAGGAUCAAUCAGGCGCUAUGAUGAAGUUUCAAACCCUAGCAUCGGUCGCUAUUCCUCGGCUAAUGGAAAUGUUCCCAAUCAUGGAAACAACUUUGGCUACAGUAAUAGCGAUGAUGAUUAUAGAAGAGAUAGUAACCAAGGAAAUGACUACCAGCGAAAUUAUUACAAACGAGAUGACUACAGACGGGAUGACUACAGAGGUAGAGCUAACUCCCGUGAACAGAAUUACCGACCAAGGAACAAUGGAUACAAUGACAGUUACUCAAGUCCCAAUCAUUAUCCAGUAUGA